This is a messenger RNA of Papilio xuthus (Asian swallowtail), 1047 nucleotides long. RefSeq lists its product as uncharacterized. The transcript has 6 exons. The record is from RefSeq and is a predicted model, not a curated record. The coding region runs from base 77 to 961 and encodes 294 amino acids. Lineage: Eukaryota; Metazoa; Arthropoda; Insecta; Lepidoptera; Papilionidae.
CAAAUUUACGUCAGCUUUCAAUCUGACAACCGUUUUCAAAGAGAUCAUUUGUUGCUAAUCGAUUUAUUUUUAUAAAAUGCUGGAACAAUCACCGAAAAUGGCCCAACAUGCUUCGCCGCCUGUCCGCACUGGCGCCGGCGACAUCUCUGAGCGGGAGUUGUCUCGCGAAUGGUACAGCCUCUCCUCCACACCCACUGCCCGCGUGCAGCCUGCACACCCUCGCAAGCAAGUGCACUCGGUGCCCGUGAGCAAGUUCGGGCGCGGGCAGGCGCCGGGCCGCAACCUGCAGCGUAUCCGCAGCUGCCUUGAAGAGCUCAGUAAGCCACCGCCGCCGCCCCGCGUCGCGCACAAGGCCGCCUCGCUGGAGGAUCUUACGCCCAGCAAGAGGAUAGCAAAGAGAAGAAAGGAGAUUGAAAAUGGUGUAUCUGUGCGGUGUGCGGGGCCGCGAGGGCUGGCGGAGGAGCAGGCGGCGGCGCGCGUGGCCCGCUUCAUGCUUCUGACCGCGUGGCGCCGUCGCAGGCACGACCUGCGCUGUCUGCGCAAAACCCUCGAGGUCCAGGUGAGCAGCAGCGAGCGGCUGCGCGUGCAGGUGUGGGCGCUCAAGUCGCUGCUGGAAGCGGACAGCGGUAAACUGCGGCUGGCUCUCAAAGAGCUGCAGCGCCUCAAGCAGCUGCUGCACGACAGGGAAGCCGAGAAGGCCCUCCUCGAGAGGGAGAAGCGGGCGCUAGAGGGCGACGUGAGUGCGGCGGAGGACCGCGCCUCCGAAAUGAGCAUCGGGUGGCGCAACUGCCGCAACGAGCUGGAGGCGGCGAACGUGGCGGCGCGGGCGCUGGAGCGCGCGCUGGCGCUGCAGCUGUCGGCCCAGGCGGACCUCGCAGCCCAGCGCGACGUCGCUACACAGUCGGUGAGGCCUGAGUCUGCACUAAGUAGCACUUCGUUACAUGUACAGAGGUUUGAGUGAGCGCGUGUCAGGUGUCGCGGCUGGAGGACGAGGUGCGGCGGCGCGAGGCGGUGCUGGGCGCGCUGCAGACGGAGGCCUCGGCGCUG